AUGGCAUUUUCGGGGACCGUGAGAAUCGGCGACCUGGACGAUUUUAUCGGCCCCGGGCUCGAAUGCACCAAACCGGUCGAUAUUCAAAAGCCGAAACGAGGCCAGGUCGGCCGUGUAAAAAGAAAUAAAGAUGGCAGCUACGCCGACUCGUCGGGUAAGAAGCUCGAAAAGGCGAAAAUAACACUGGCAGACUGUCUUGCUUGUUCUGGUUGCGUCACCUCUGCCGAGACAGUUUUGAUCACCGCCCAGUCUGGGUCACUGGAUGAGUUCUACUCUGUUUUGCGCAAGAAAUCGUCGAAAGUUGUCGUCACGCUAUCCCCUCAGUCGCGCAGUUCACUCGCUCAACGGUUUAGCGUGGAUGAACUUACCAUUUUGAGAGGACUAAGAGCGGUUCUGCAUAAACUGGGCGUGUGGAAGACGCGCGAUUUGACUCCCUUCCGCGACGUGGCUCUAGAAGAGGUCAAGAAUGAAUUUCUCGCACGCCUCAACAGCCAAGCUCAAGCGGCCAAGGGUCCACUGCUUUGCUCCGCCUGUCCUGGUUUCGUCUGCUACGCCGAAAAGACGCAAGGAGAUCUGCUCGUUCCGCAACUCUCAAAAGUACGCAGCCCACAGGAAAGGAUGAAAACAUUGCAAAUAGCUGUCAAUUGCACAAGUUUGCGAUCGCAGUUGAGAAUCCCUGGGAAAGCAAAUUUCCGGCAUGAGUCUGAAGCGAUCGCUGCCAGACGAAGACAUUUACCACGUCACUGUGAUGCCAUGUUUCGACAAAAGCUCGAAGCGGCCAGACAGGAAUUCCAAAUCGAGAGCAAUGGCCGGGUUGUUAAGGAUGUAGACUGCGUUCUGGCCACAACCGAGAUCGAAAAAUUGCUAGUCGACAAUCUCGAAGAGGACGAUCUGGAAACCGUCGUGGCUUCUUUCGAGCACGAGGACAACGACGGAGAUGUUAUUUACUCCCAUCGUGGCGGAGGCUCUGGAGGAUAUCUCGACUACAUCUAUCGAAGCGCAGCGGAAUCUCUCUUCGGCCAAAAACCGACGGGAGAAUUGACUUUCACCAAAGUCAGAAAUAACAAAGAUUUUCUUGAAACGACGCUAGAGAUCGAUGGCGAAGUUAAACUCAGAUUCGCAAAGGCGUACGGUUUCCGAAGCAUACAGAAUCUAGUGACGCGACUGAAAACAAAGGGACUCGAGUUGAAGCGAACUUAA
This is a messenger RNA of Oikopleura dioica, 1200 nucleotides long. Lineage: Eukaryota; Metazoa; Chordata; Appendicularia; Copelata; Oikopleuridae. The record is from the annotation of a GenBank genome assembly.